Panicum virgatum (switchgrass) is the source of this 2044-nucleotide messenger RNA. Its product is annotated as putative serpin-Z12. Gene Ontology annotation, molecular function: serine-type endopeptidase inhibitor activity. Lineage: Eukaryota; Viridiplantae; Streptophyta; Magnoliopsida; Poales; Poaceae. Bases 274 to 1893 code for a protein of 539 amino acids. The transcript has a single exon. The record is from RefSeq and is a predicted model, not a curated record.
GCUUCCAGUCUGGCUUCCACUUCCAAUUGCCCCGCCGGUCGACUCACCGCCGCCCGCCGGUGAGCAGGCGGGGUUCCGGCGCCGAGGCAAGAACACGCGUGCGCAGGGACACCGUCCUGCCGCGCAUUGUUCGUACGUAGCGUAAGCUCGAUGCUGUAAACCUUCGUUUCAGUUCGCCGGCGGCGGUGAACCGACCGAGCCCGCCCCCGCCGCGCUGGUACGACGAACCGCACGCGCCACGUUUUGCCCCCCGCCCAGCCAGCGUGCCCGGCGAUGAGCUCGCCGCGUCGCAGCGGCCGCCCGGAGAGGGCCGUGACGACGACCGAACGCCCCGCAGCGCCCGCGACGGGAGCAGCCUCCCGCGGCAAUGGCGGCGGUGGCGGGAGCACGGAGCGAGGGCAGGGGGCGGGCGACCUGCUGAUUAGCUUCGAGGCCACGCCGCCGGGGCCUUGGCUCGCCUUCGACCAGCCGCACCCUUGGGCGCUCCACCAGCACCAGCGCGCGCCCGCGUUCGCGGCGCACCCACCUGGCGAUCCUUUCCCGUGGAACACGCCCGCGUUCGCGAAUCCAUUUCAAUUCCAUGGUCCAUGCCUGUCGUCGAACGUGCCGUGGGGACCGCCCGGUGAGGUGCCGCUCGGAGGCUUCGGCGGCGGUGCCGCGGCUCCGAACGGCGGCGGCCGUCCUGCCCCCGUAGACAUAGACAUGGUGGUGUCGCCGGAUUGCGACGCUGACGGCAGGGCGUCGUGCCUGCCGCUCGCGAGGCAGGUCGGCCUGCGGGCGGCGGCGGGCGGUGGCGGCGGCGGCGAGACCCGCAACUUCCUCGUCUCGCCGCUGUCCUUCCACGCGGCGUUCGCGCUGGUGGCCGCCGGCUCGCGGGGCGAGACGCGGCGCGAGCUCCUGGGCUUCCUGGGGUUCGAGUCGCUCGACGAGCUGCGCCGCGCCGCGGCGACCGCGCUGCUCGGGACGCUCCGCGACGCCCCGCAGGCGUCGUUCGCCUGCGGCGUCUGGGUGGACCGGAGCCGGGCGCUCGUGCCGGAGUUCGCGGCCGCCGCCGCGUCGCGCUACGCCGCGGUCGCGGAGCCCGCGGACUUCUCCUCGGAGCACGAGCAGGCGAGGCGGCGAGUCAACGCCUUCGUGGCUGAGGCGACCAGAGGGCUCAUCGCCGACGUCCUCCCUCUCGGCUCCGUCGACGCGUCCACCGUGCUCGUCCUCGCCAACGCGCUCUACUUCAAGGGGACCUGGGCCCGGCCGUUCAACCCGUCGGGAACCUUCGCCGCGCCGUUCCAUCUCCCCGGCGGCGGCACCGUGCGCGCGCCGUUCAUGGCAGCGAACCUGUUCAAGGAGCAGCUACUCGCCGUGUUCCCCGGCUUCAGGGCGCUCAAGCUGCCCUACAAGAACGACGGCGGCGGCGCGCGCCAAGCUGCGUUCUACAUGCUUCUGCUCCUCCCCGACGGCGAGGCUGUGAAGAUCGGCGAUCUCUACGACAAGGCCGUCUCGACGCCGGGGUUCAUCAGGAAGCACACGCCGGCGGACGAGGUCCCGGUGGGGCGGUUCAUGGUCCCCAAGUUCAAGUUCACGUUCGAGUUCGAGGCGUCAGCGGACAUGUGGGAGCUGGGGGUCACCGGAGCCUUCGAUGGCGGUGACUUCUCCGGCAUGGUGACCGGUGGAAAUGGGCUUCGCAUCUCAGGAGUGUACCCCAAGGCUACCAUAGAGGUAGACGAGCUGGGAACCGUGGCCGCCGCGGCCACGGCCGUGUGCAUGCAGGAAUGUGCAAGGGUGCCGCGGCCGCCGGUGGAUUUCGUGGCGGACCGGCCGUUCAUGUUCGCCAUCGUGGAGGAGAGGAGCGGCGUCGCGCUGUUCCUCGGGCAUGUGGUGAACCCUCUGGCUUUGUGAUGGAUGGAUACCCAAGGAAGAAAGAAGUGAACACGAUUGUGUGCAGGAACAGCAGAAUAAGAUAGUGACCGACGCUGUAUAUACGUGCCAUGUAAUUUGAAAAGUUUGCUUGUGCUAUGUAGCCAAAAAUAUGAAAUAAUUCGCAAUUAUA